Molecule: messenger RNA, 981 nt
Organism: Varanus komodoensis (Komodo dragon)
Lineage: Eukaryota; Metazoa; Chordata; Lepidosauria; Squamata; Varanidae
Exons: 2
Coding region: 1-810 (269 amino acids)
Source: RefSeq, a predicted model, not a curated record
AUGUCUACGGGCGCAAAGGCGGACGUGCGCCCAGCCACGCUCUUCCCGUUCCGCAGGCGUGGGCGGCUGCCUCUUUUCGUCGUUGCACCGGGCGGCAGACGGACAGGGCGCCAUGGAGGCCGGGGAGGGCGUCCAGGUGCGCGAGCGUGGACGGACGAGCCCCGGCCCCGGCCCCGACGCGGGGGUCUCUUCGGUGGCAGCUGCAGAGGUCUCGGCCCGAGGCCCACCCCUCUCCGGCACGUCCUACUGGCUGGACUUCUGGCUCCUGAUCCUCUUCGACCUGGUGCUCUUCAUCUUCGUCUACCUGCUGCCCUGACGGAGGAGGGCGCGGGCCCAGCCCCACAGGUGUGUCGGGGCGAGGAAGGGGAGCAGCCCCUUCCCCCCAGGGAGCGUGGGGGAAGCCGUACCGCCAAAAAAGAGGAAGCGAACAGUAGCCAGAGACACGCCCUCCUGGGCCAUAAAGCAGGAUCCGCGGCCAGGCUGUCCCGGGCCGGAGCAACCAGACCGUCGCCAGACAGACAGCAAGCCUUGCCUUCUCCCGGCCCCGCCCUUGCGCGGGAGGUUCAGGGGCUGUUGGAGCCGUUGCCGUGUUUAGGGCAAGCAUCUGUAUUCAGCCUGUUGGAGAAGAUGCAAGACUCCUUGUUGACUGUGGCAACAAAGGUCUACUCCAGAGCAUCCAACAUGGUCACUCCUUCAGCAACACAGCUGUGUAGACUGGCAAUAACAUUAGAAAAUUCUAACAUCACAAAAGAAGUUCUGUCUGUGACAACUCUGAACUGCUUUGCUAAGCCUCCUAAAUUUUGUGAUUAAUGAAAUUGGAGUUGUGAUGUUGUUUGGACUUUUAUUCUUCAGCUUGAAAUGCAAGUUGUGCCUUAUGUUACCUGUUACGGAAGUGGUUGAAGGUUUCAGCUAUGUUGAAAAUCAUAAUUUACAGUAAUUAUCUAUGCAUCCUGCACUUUAAUAAAGAAUAAUUUAACAAAA